This is a messenger RNA of Effrenium voratum, 625 nucleotides long. Lineage: Eukaryota; Dinophyceae; Suessiales; Symbiodiniaceae. The record is from the annotation of a GenBank genome assembly.
AGCGGAAGACGGGCAUAGGGAAAAUCAGUGCAUUGCAUUGUGUCAGGUCAGAAGGCCUGAGUGAGCUGUCAGAAGGCCUCAUAUGCUCCACUGUGCCUGACGCAAAGUUAGCGGGGUCUAUCCUUGGCUCUUCAGCUAUGGUGGCUUCCACUUUGUCACCACCCAAGGUGCGACGCUGCCCUCAGCCCUCGACCGUGAAGCGGCCUUUGAAGCGCGCGGCCAGCGCCGCGGCAAAGGCCCCGAGUCCGACGCCGGCGACGCCGCCAUCCACGCCACCGCGUUCAAACCGCGCUUUAGCCGCGCGGCUGGAGGAGGCCGCGGCUUAUGGCGCAGCGGGGCAGUUCGUGGAUUCCGCGGAGGUGUGCAGCCGCUGCGCGGCAGGCGCCCUCCGCGGCGCACGGCGGGCGAAGCCGCCGGACGCCGCCCUGGCGGCUGCCCUGGGCGCGGCCGCCGCGGCGGCGGCGGCCGCGGGGCGCAAAACCACCGUGGCCCAGGUGGCCGCGGCUGCGCUUUGUGCCCUGGACCGAGUCUUCGGCUGAGUGCUUCCGAUCGGCCGAGCCGCGCGAUUUUGGUGGACACUUGGAGAAGGGGCCGCCCCCUUCAGGAAGGCGUGGUUGUCACGGUU